AUGUGUUCGACUCGAGGGAACUCGAAAACUGAAACGAGGCCCGCCCAAAAUCCCAUUUUUCCCGCUGAAACAAAUCACAAAAUCGAGUUUCCCACUCCUUCGCUAUGGCGCCAAAAUCCCACGUUUUCGAUUUUUGGGAUUUACAAGAAGGGCUCCGUCCAUUGUUUUCGUCCCCGCCCCACCUCCCUCCCAGUCCUCACUCUUCACUCCCCUCUUCUUUUCCUUUCUAUCUCUGUUUUCUCUCGGAAGCUAAACAGAAGCCGAAGACGCAAAUCGCCCCCAGUUUACAGAAGAAGGAUGGCGGCAAAAUCAGUGACUCAAGAUGCCAUCCCCACUCUGCUCUCCAACCCUACGCCCGACUCAGCUUCUGAUCUCCCUGAGAUCAUCGUUCAAGUCACCAAUCUCCAGCCUAAAGGCAGAGCUUAUGGUUUUGAUGCUAACGACGGAAAGAUGAAGCUGAAGGCUCUCUUCAACUCCCGCUUUUCGUCCGAGAUCAUUUCCGGAAACGUUCAGAAUCUGGGUCUCAUUCGGAUUCUCGAUUACACCAUCAACGAGAUCCCAACCAAAGCUGAGAAAUACAUGAUUGUAGUAAAAUGUGAGGUUGUUUCUCCGGCGCUUGAGAAGGAAAUUAGUGAUGGCCCCAAAAAUGAAGAUGCAGGGAUUGUACUGACGCCGAGGAUAGAAAACGAAGUGGAAAGUGAAGCAAUGAAGAUAGAUUUUAAGCCCAAACAAGGGACUGUUACCAAAUCAGCUAUUCAAAUCGUUCAUGAGCAGAGGGGAAAUAUGGCUCCUAGCGCUCGAAUGGCUAUGACUCGAAGGGUUCACCCUCUCGUCUCUUUGAAUCCUUACCAAGGUAACUGGACCAUCAAGGUCAGGGUAACCAGCAAGGGUAAUAUGCGCACGUAUAAGAAUAUGAGAGGUGAAGGGUGUGUUUUCAAUGUGGAGCUGACUGAUGAAGAUGGUACCCAAAUACAAGCGACCAUGUUCAAUGAAGCUGCAAAAAAGUUCUAUGACAGGUUCCAGCUGGGAAAAGUUUAUUACAUAUCCAAAGGGUCUCUCAGAGUUGCUAACAAGCAGUAUAAGACUGUUGAAAAUGACUAUGAGAUGACUUUGAAUGAUAACUCUGAGGUUGAAGAGGUCACUAGUGAAGCAACUAUGAUCCCCGAGACAAAGUUCAAUUUCGUUCCAAUUGAUCACCUGGGUCCCUAUGUUAACUCCAAAGAUCUUGUGGAUAUCAUUGGGGUGGUUCAAAGUGUGUCCCCUACGUUGAGUAUUAGAAGGAAAAGUGACAACGAGCCUAUCCCAAAGCGUGAUGUUACCAUUGCAGAUGCGAGUAAGAAGACUGUUGUUGUAUCGUUGUGGAAUGACCUUGCUACUGGUGCUGGUCAAGAGUUGCUUGACAUGGCUGAUAAGUCCCCUGUAGUUGCUAUCAAAGCUCUCAGAGUUGGUGACUUUCAAGGUAUAUCUUUGUCCACAGUGGGGAAAAGCAUGCUGCAGAUCAACCCUGAAACUCCAGAAUCAAAGAAAUUGAGAUCAUGGUACGAGUCUGAUGGAAAAGAUAGCUCUAUGGCACCAAUUGGCUCUGGAUUGAGCCCUACUAUGAAGAAUGGAGGACGGUCCAUGUACACUGACCGUGUCCCACUUACUCAUAUAACAAGCGAUCCAUCAUUAGGCGGUGAUAAGCCUGCAUUUUUCAACAUCAGAGGCUAUGUAAGCUUUAUAAAGCCUGACCAGACAAUGUGGUACCGGGCUUGCAAGACUUGCAACAAGAAAGUGACUGAUGCCAUCGGUGGUGGGUACUGGUGUGAAGGAUGCCAGAAGAAUGAUUCUGAGUGCAGCUUAAGGUAUAUAUUGAUAGUGAAGGUAUCUGAUGCAAGUGGUGAAGGAUGGGUUUCUGCCUUCAAUGACGAAGCAGAGAAGAUACUAGGUUGCUCUGCCGAUGAACUUGAUCAAUUGAGAUCACAGGAUGAUGGGAGUUCAUACCAAUCAAAGCUGAAAGCAGCCACGUGGAAUCCUCAUUUAUUUAGGGUCAGUGUCACCCAAAAUGAGUACAACCAUGAGAAGAGGCAAAGGAUCACAGUUAGGGCGGCAAACUCAGUUGAUUUUGCUGCUGAAUCCAAAUUUUUACUGGAAGAGAUCUCAAAGAUUAAAGGGACUCAGUAAGGGCAGGGAUCUGUUUUCGAUCUUUUGGGCUCUUGCUGGAUGGUGAUGCCGUGCUUGCUUAGAUAGGAGGAAAUCAUUGUCACAAAACUUCAUUUUGUAUCUUAUAUAAGAUACCUUUUUUCAGCAGUAGGAUGGCAGUUGUUGGUUAACUAGGUUAGUCCUUACUCCUUAGGUUGGUUGGUUCUGCCUUGUCUGUAAAGUCUCGGUUAAUUGCGAGUUCACUUAGAUCAUUCUGAAGUGAAUUCCCGUCCAGUUAUCUCUUAAUAUAUGAUAUCAUUCAAAACUAAAACUUAGUGUGCUGAAUGAUCUCCAGACUCCAAUGGUAGUCGGGUUUCUAGUGCAUGGAUUAGGUAAAGUGUAGUAGUAAGAGGAUUUUCCUCGUCUGUCUUUCACUACUCAAAGGACCGGAUUAAAGAAACCUAAGGGAAGAUGAUGCAAGCCCAUUCCUGA
Messenger RNA from Linum tenue, 2613 nucleotides. Lineage: Eukaryota; Viridiplantae; Streptophyta; Magnoliopsida; Malpighiales; Linaceae. The record is from the annotation of a GenBank genome assembly.